GAUACUGGGCCCUCCUGACACAAUAUUUUAUAUUGUGUUUUUUGUUUCCAUUUUGUGUACAAGUGUCUGACUGGUGAUCUAACCUUUUUCUUCAAACUUCUGUAGUCUCCGUUAUAACUCCUACUCUUUACUUUGCCUUUCUCCCCUUUAGCUGACACUGUAUCAGAUGUCUAGAGAGAAAUGUUACACUAGCAAAGACGGUGGCAACAGGGUGUUGAUUUACGGGCAUCCAGUAUGUGGCACCCUGGCUCCAAAUAAAGAUUACUGUAAGGUAAAGUGUACUAUAACUUUUUGAUUCUUCAGAGAAAGAAAGAAAGGUGUUCAGUGUUUUUUAGUCUUUCAGUAUAAACACACUGAGCAUGUUUACAAGAGUGGUUUUCACACUGAAACAAUGGGCGGUGUUGUCCAGCUGCCACACCUGUUAACGAUCUGGCCACUAAUUGCUCUGUGAGCAGCUGCUGCUAAUGGCCUUCAUUAAGUCAGACCUGGAGCGCUGAUAUGAAGGAGACACAGAGGGAUAUAAUAAGGCCAGAGGUUACUCUCAAGUCCAGUCAGUCUUGAUAAUCUGUUUGUCUCAAACCAUAGCUUCUGAGGAGUACGGGGUGCAGCUUCUCAGCGAACAGCCAUGGCUCUUGGGUGCCUUUUAUGUGUUUCCUGGAUUUGUUUUUUGCUGUUUGAUGGCAGUGCUGGUUUACCAGCUUUAAAAGGGUAUGGAUAUCCAUACACGGCUGACUCGCGUAACCUAGCUGAUGAUGGAGAAAAUGAAGGGUUGACCUCUCUGACCUUUGAGGGUUACUGGCCGACUUCAAACAGCCAACCAGCUGACGGUGUAUACACAAGCUAUAACAAGCCUUUAGUUUCACAGCAGCCAGUCUCUUUCCCAGCUCAACAAAAACUGCCUAACACACCUGGUGCACCUCAGGUAGCAAGACUUGUAAAUGGUAUGUUGAGAAACUGGGGCCUGGAAAACCUUGACAAACCACUCAUCUUUCCUUUAAGAAUUAACUACCAGCUGGGUCAUCCAGAAAAGUCUCAGCCAGGCCCUAUCCAACCUCAAUCACCAUCAUUUAAUGUUGCAUCUUCAAACAGUCUGCACGCCUCUCCAAGCACUGGCGGUGCUACUCAUUAUGCUAGUUCAACUGCAUACUAUGACCCUGCCUCAUCUUACACCUCUCAGGCUGCAAAAUCUCCUAGUUCUGACUCUUGGCAGCCUGAACCAGUUAACCGUGACCAUGGUGUAGCCGACUUGAACACUGGCUCCAGUGCACAUGGAGGCGACUCAAGUAACGUGCCCCAUCUUGUCUUUGAGGAUGUCUUUCAAUAUCCCUCUGCAAACACAGAGCCAGCUGCUCCAAGUCAUGGUGGCAUCUCAAAUGCUGGAGGGUACAGCCAAGCUCAUUAUGUGAGUGAGGGGUCUUUAACUGAAAAUGCCUUAGAAACCUCAUUCCCAAGUUACCCAGCUAAUGUAGGUGCACAUCCUAGCUCUGCAUUUGGGAAAGGAAGCUCAUCCUCUAGUUAUCAGCCACAUGAGCGGACCUCUCCUCAGCUUCCACAAAAACCAGUCAUCGGCUCUCAAGUGGCCUCCCAGAGAGUGAGUGAACCAAUCCCUCCUCCUCCUCCAAGCUAUAUUAGCCAAUCCAGAACUGGCUACCAGCGAGGUGGGUAUCUCUAUGCUAAAUCCAUCUACUCACCAGAAUUUCCCCCUCCACCUCCAAUACCUGUAAGCUUGCUGGGUGUCAAAAGGCCUGCAAUGAGUUACAGAGCUGCCCCUAAGGGUGUAAAGAACCCUCAAAGCGCCAAAUGGUAACCAUCAUGGAUAUUGAUGGGUCCAGGCAACAGACUGUUUCCUCCUGAAGAAAAUAAACGUUUUAAAAUUUGAA
Molecule: messenger RNA, 1880 nt
Organism: Seriola aureovittata
Lineage: Eukaryota; Metazoa; Chordata; Actinopteri; Carangiformes; Carangidae
Exons: 5
Coding region: 626-1807 (393 amino acids)
Source: RefSeq, a predicted model, not a curated record